UGCUCGUGAUCAUAAUUUUAAGAUUGAAUUAAGUCAUUUUUUCUUCAAACCUUUCCUGGUUGUUCUCCAAGGCACGUCAAGGGAGUGAAAUUGAAAUGAACAUAUGAUGGGUUUCAUAGGGUUGCUGGUCAUCACUGCCGUUUUUAGUGCAGUUUGCCUUAAAAACGCGAAAGGUUCUUUAAUUGUUACUUAUAAUGACGUACAAAAGAAGUGUUAUAAUGAUGACACAAAAGGAGAUGUUGCUCUUCAAUGGACAAUGCUUGUGGACCAUCACGAUAAUCUAAAAAGUCUCAGAUUCUCAACACUGGAAAUAUUGCCAAAAAAAGACAAAAUUCCCGUGGGUAGCAGUAAGCUGGAGGGGUGGAAUAUUAUGAGUUCAUCAAAUUUCUCAUCAACAUCAUUUGGCCAAAUCGUCGAUAUCAGAUGGAACAAUGUUCUGAAAGAGGCUGAAGUGAACCAAAACAAGAAAUACGAAAUUAAAUUGGAGCAUAAUAGAGGCACAAGAUUUGAGCAGCACUUUUCAUUGUUGGCAAGGAAUUCAAUAACCAUUCAAUUGUCCACUAGUUUAAAAACUUACACAAUAAAUGUCGGACAAAAAUUUGACAAAAUUAACAUUACUAACAAUGAUGUCAUAAAGAAUGGCUACAUAACCUGGGUUGACGGCAUUCUUGGCAAAUUCUACCAUACCAAUCCUGAAAUUGUAAACGGUCUGCAAUGGCGUCCUAUAGUGCUUCACAUUGACGAGAAAAACAAAUUGACAUUCACCCUUGCAAAAGACUAUGAAGUCGAGUUUGAAAUAGAAGGAAAUGCUAAUAAACUCUUGUUCUUAGCAAAAGAAAGCAACUCUUUCUACUUUGUGAAGCAUCACAUGUAUGAUAUGCGGGUGGCGCCAGCCACUCAGGAAUACCUCAAAAUGACCAUUGACGGGAGUGGAAAGACUUGUCUGACGGUGACUUAUUUUACACAAAAUAGAGAUAUGAUGCUGGAGCUGAUCGGAGCAAAUGAACAAAAAAUGAAUGUGGUGCUCAAGAAAAGAACAGGGCAGUGGCAAGUGGAGAGAAUUGUUGCACAAUUUGGUGCAGGGAAAGUGCAGAUGAAAAUUCGUGGUCAAUCGAUUGGCGACGACAUUCAAGCGGUUGGAGCGGUCAGAUUGUGUACAGCAGAAAAUGAAUACUUUGUUCAGACCUUGGAGGAUCCGGAGAAGAAGACAAGAGUAGCGUAUUGCAGCGAUCAGGCAAAUUCACUCGGAAAGGUUGAAUUAAAAACUAACAAUGGCGGAAAUAUUUUUGGCACACCCGAACAAAAGACUUUUGAAAAAUUCCUGAAAGAAAUAAAUAUGGAACAAAUUGAAGAACAACCAGGAUGGAGAAUUUGUGGCACAACCAAAUGUUCGUGCUUGAGGGGUUUCCAUGGAACCGACUGCAAAACAAAAUGUGCGGACAAAAGUUACAGUUUUGGUUGCACACAGCCAUGCGGAGAAUGCAUUGAUAACAAAUGCAGCCCCAUCACUGGGAUGUGCUUAAAUACUUUACGCUGCAAUGCCUACUAUAGACCUCCGUCGUGCACUGAAAAACUCCUUGCUUCUAAUGUAGCACCAAAAAUUAAGGGUAUCUAUGCUGCUUACGUGGAAGUAGAUAUUAAAGAUGGGGUGACAACUUUGAAAAAUUCAGAACAGCGUGACAAAAUUGAGAAGCUUCAGUUACUUGCAAAUUGUACAAACACGUGCAAUGCUGGAGUAGUGAAAAUGAACAUUCCAUGGCCCAUAGAAAAGCCAGAAUCGCUUCAAAAGUUGGAAGGCUUGAACUCCAACACAUCGUACAGUAUAAAAUUAUUAGUACUUGAAAGGAAAGUGCAAGACAUAAAUCUUAACUCCAAAGCUGCAUUGUUCUCCACUAAAACAUGCGAGCCUAAUUCGGCUAGAGAAAUAUCAGCACUGUCGAACACAUCCAUUUCUAUAAAAUGGCAAGAAGGUUCAAAAUUUUGCCCACCGCAGGACUACAGAGUGGAGUUGGAAAAAGUAGAAGAAGGAAAACAAUUGGAGACAAUGACGGUCGUUGGAGCAAAGGUUAUAGGAAAUCUAGACGCGCUCACUACAUAUAAAGUAAAGAUAAAAUUGGGAAAUGCAUUCAUCGGGGAUACGGUAACAGUUAAAACACUCGAAGGAGUGCCAGAGGCGCCGGAUAUUGAUGUGAAAAGCGAUUCAGUUGAACUGGAUACAUUUCUUGCUUCAUGGAGGAAACCAAGAAUGAACGGCAAUUUCAAAAACUACGUAGUGCACCUGAAGCACCAUAUGUACCGGGCGUGCGGCAAUGCUAAGUCUGCAAACCCAAAGCUAGACCAAUUCAACACAACGACGGAAACCACCGUUUCCUUUAAUAAUUUAGCUCCAUAUUCUACAUAUCAUUUGAUCGUGUACGCCAACAAUGAAAAACACGAAGGGCAAAAGGCUACAAAAACAAUAAAUACUAGACCAGAGACUGCAAUCAAAGCAGCACCGCGCAUUGACUCUGACGAAACUGAUAGAAGCACCGAAAGCAUUGAUUUACAUUGGCACCCCCCUGACUGCUCAAAGGCUGGAUGUGAAAUUGAUACUAAAUUUAGGGUUAAAUUUUAUAAGUCUCCGGAAGAGAUUAUCAUCAAGGAAGUAAUCCAGACGCACAAUGAAUUUGUCAAUCUGACGAAAGAAACGGUGUACAAUGUGAGCAUUGAGGCUCGGUGCACAAGCACAUCAAAAUGGUUAGAUGACCCAGAACAGCCAAACAUAUUGAUUACAGAAAUCGGAACUGCUACUUUUACUGGGUGGGAAUUGACGGCAAUGAUAUUGGGACCAAUAUUGUUACUGCUGUUGAUCGCUGCGCUGAUUGCAUUUGCCUUUUGGAAGUACAGAAACCGUUUGGCAGGACAAGGCUUGUUUUCGAACAAAAUGGGUACCGCAGAAGAAAAUAUGCAUUUGCGAUACCUGCCGACGCCAAAGAGAAAGGGAGAGCUGGUGGAAAAAGAUCAAUUCGGAAUUUAUAUGCGCAAAGCCAAAUCGAGCGGAUCUUUGAAGAAAGGAUUUGACAUGCUUCCUCGCGGUCAACUGAAGUCGUGGACGGUGGGCACAGCCGCGGCAAACAUGGCCAAGAACAGGUACGCAAAGUUGGCGGCCUACGACCACAGCAGGGUGAUGCUCGGAGAGCAGGCCGACUACAUCAACGCCAACUACAUUUCCGACCACCUGCAGCGGAGAGCAUACAUUGCCACGCAAGGCCCUAUGGAACGCACCACACCGGACUUUUGGCACAUGGUUUGGCAGGAGGAAGUUUCUUGCAUAGUCAUGCUCACGCAGUUGAAAGAAAAGACGGAAAGAUGCCACAAAUAUUGGCCCGAUUUAAAUGAAAAUGCAACCUACAAAGAGUACUUGGUUCAAUCAAUGGAAGAAAAUAAGUUUGCUGACCAUACUGUGCGAAAGUUCCUCCUAACCGGUCGAAUGGGAAGCCGUGAAGUGCAGCAAUUGCAUUACACGGCCUGGCCGCAUCAGGGAGUCCCCUCGGAUAUACAAUCAUUUGCAACCUUCAUGACGAAGGUCCAUAACCAACCGAAAAUGCCUUUGCUAGUUCACUGCAGCGGCGGAACUGGUCGAACGGGCACUGUAAUUUUGAUUGAUUUAUGUCUGCGAAAUUACAUCAAUGCAAAUGCAGUGAAUGUGUGGGCUACCUUAGAAAAAAUGAGAAACGAGCGCAUCAAUGUCGUGGAAACAAAAGAACAAUACGAGUUUGCACACAAUCUGCUGGAGUAUUACUUGGCACAUAACGAUUUAUCUUGGGGGUUUCAGCAAUAGCAUUCAUCAGCCAUAUAAAUAGCGCUAGUGUAUAAAAGCCGGGUUUGAAUGAGUUUAAAAUUGUAAGAUAUUUUUAAUUAGUGACUAUUAUAUUAUGAAAUAUUUGUGUUGAAAUCUGUAUAAUUUAGCCGAUGACGAUAAUAAGCAAUAAUUAAAACACUAUUUAUUAACUACUGCAGGCUUAGCAGAUUUGUUUUUGUUAAAAAUUAUAUCUAUGUAAAAUGAUAAUAUAUUCAAGUAAAAUUUUCAUGUGAUUGUGUAUUGAUUCCCAUAUUAGUAUUUAUUUGUAAAAAUAGAACU
Neocloeon triangulifer is the source of this 4120-nucleotide messenger RNA. RefSeq lists its product as uncharacterized. The transcript is spliced from 24 exons. The record is from RefSeq and is a predicted model, not a curated record. Gene Ontology annotation, molecular function: protein tyrosine phosphatase activity; protein binding. Gene Ontology annotation, biological process: protein dephosphorylation. The coding region runs from base 104 to 3820 and encodes 1238 amino acids. Lineage: Eukaryota; Metazoa; Arthropoda; Insecta; Ephemeroptera; Baetidae.